AUGUUCAUUACAUUUUCAUUCGGAACACUGAUCAUCAAGCUUCUCGACUUUACGAACUCGAGUGACGGAUGGGAUAGGCUUGAGAUAGCUUCGUAUUUGGCUGUUGGCUCUCUCUUGCAAUUCUUCUUCCGAGGCAAAUUAUUUGAUGAUGUUCGAGGCGAAAAUGCUUUUCUGGAGGCGGUGGUGGGGGCAGGCGCGGUGGCGAAGCGUCAGUGUGGUCGCAGCGGCCUGGGGCGAAGGUUUAGUCCCAGUCCGCCCUCAGUCGCCGACGAAGGUAGGUCGGAUCCAGUAGCGUAA
Nezara viridula (southern green stink bug) is the source of this 297-nucleotide messenger RNA. The record is from the annotation of a GenBank genome assembly. Lineage: Eukaryota; Metazoa; Arthropoda; Insecta; Hemiptera; Pentatomidae.